Molecule: messenger RNA, 1647 nt
Organism: Trypanosoma conorhini
Lineage: Eukaryota; Euglenozoa; Kinetoplastea; Trypanosomatida; Trypanosomatidae
Product: Protein tipD
Exons: 1
Coding region: 1-1647 (548 amino acids)
Biological process (GO): autophagosome assembly
Cellular component (GO): autophagosome membrane
Molecular function (GO): protein binding
Source: RefSeq, a predicted model, not a curated record
AUGAAGGCGUGGGCCGCCGCGAUUGACAGGCAGGUCCUGCUCCGCAACGCCGCGGAGAUUCAGCCCACGGAGAGCGUGUUUGACGCCCACCACAUCACGCAGAGUAAGCUCCUGCGGGUGCAACAACGUUUCCAGGAGCUCGUCGAGGAGAAGGCGAAGCUGGACGAAAAAUGCAGGGGCCUGAUGCAGCACGUGCGAACGUUGGAACUUACGUCGGCGGGUGUCAUAAAUUCUGCCGCCCGUGAAGCAGAGCUGGAGGCAAAGGUGGAGGAGCUGCAGAAACAGGUGCAGCAGAGCAUCACAAAGGAGAAGGAUUACUACAAGAGCCUUUACGAGGCCAAGCGCUUUGCGGAGGAGAACAAGGCUCUGAGGGAAGAGGUAGCGCAGUUGAAGGAGCAAGAGACACAGCGUGAAAAUGUGCUACGGAUGUUAAGAAAUGAUUACGCCGCACUCAAACAGGAGAACAACGUGGUUAGGCCAAAGCUGAACACGCUUAUCAGCGAACGGGAUCGCUGCGUCAAGGAUCUGCUUGCCGCCAAGGAUACGAUGGCGCGGAUGCAGGACACCAUCCUGGAGUACGAGGAUAAGUUGAAUCAAAUGCGGCGGACGCAGCGGGAAAGCGGCGGCGGAUCCGUUGGAGCGACGCAUUUCGAUGCAGUGGCGCUGGCGGACGACCCAGUUCGCGGACGUCGCGUUGGGAAAGGCGCUGUGGCCGCCCAACGCGAUGUCGCUGCUGCGUUGGAGGCUCCAGUCCCGAGUAGUCAGGCGUACACCAUCAAUCAGGCGCACGGCGAUCGAUUGUUGUACGCGACCUGCGCUGCGGAUAACGGAAAUUUGCUCGUCUCCGCUGGUGGAGAUCGCUUCAUCCGUCAUUGGGAGUACAGUACCGGGAAAGCGCUGCGCAGCCACCCGAGUACCGACGUGCCGCUCUGCGUGGACAGCAGCUCCCACUAUUUACUUGCUGGUUGCGCCGAUGGCGUCGCCCGGCUUUGGGAUAUGCGUACCCUGCGCAGCGUAGACCUGACGGGGCAUCGUGAGAAGGUGGUGGCGGCGUAUCUUUCCCAGUCAGCGCACACCGCCUUCACGGCGAGUUCGGAUCGCACCAUUAAGCUUUGGGAUGCUCGAAGCGGCGCAAGCCAGAGAACCAUCAUGUGUUCCAGCAGCUGCAAUGACAUCUGCGUGGGUGGCUCUCUCAUUUUUUCGGCGCACUACAACGGAAGCAUCUGGGUGUGGGACCGCCGCACAAAUGAUCACGGUACGGAGAUCAAGCACGCCCACCAGAAGGGUGUCACGUGUGUUCGCUUAGACCCCAGUGGUGAGCGGUGUGUGUCACUUGGGCGCGACGGCGCCGUCUGUGUGCGUGACGUGCGAGAGAUGUCCCACGAGCUUCUUCGCGUUGAGGACGAGGGGCUGCGCUGUUCCACAAACCUUGCCCGCCUUGCGGUAAGUCCGGACGGGAGGUUCUGCGCCUUGGGCAACCUGCACGGCGCAGUGCUCUUCAUUUCACUCGACACCGGUCAAUUGCUCGACGAGCAACUUGUGGGGGGGCAUACGAUGGCGGUUCACAGUGUCGUCUGGACCCUUUCUGACUCGACGCCGAUGCUUGCCUCCAUUGGCGAGGACAAGCGUAUCGUUGUGUGGAAGUAA